Molecule: messenger RNA, 999 nt
Organism: Pseudo-nitzschia multistriata
Lineage: Eukaryota; Bacillariophyta; Bacillariophyceae; Bacillariales; Bacillariaceae
Source: the annotation of a GenBank genome assembly
CGCAUCGCUGCCGCGUUGCAAGUCCCAGAGACACUGUCUCGCACAGCGAAUGUGCCUUCUCGUUCCACAAUCCGUUCUCUACAGACGAAGGAAUCCUUGUCAACAUGAAUACUUUCAUAGGGACAGUUCCAGAACUUGCCUUUGCUGCCGCCGAUUCGUCUCAGGAACGUGACAUUUUCCUCAGAAUCGUCAAGACGCGGAAGUGCAAGAUAAAUGACGACGAUGCCACCGAGAACAACGGAGAAGAUAAACUUCCCACGACGCUGGGCAUUGGUGUCGAAGGUGGGUUUUCGACAGAUAGUGAUAAGUACGAAACCGUCACAAAGCAUUCUAUUUUAGUUAUGGAUAACAGCAAGAAUAUUAUCAUCGAAAUUCCGUUCGAUGUUGAAGACGACGAUGCAUCGGCGAAGCUUCCGGAAAUGGUCGUCAAGAGUGCCAAAUCAAUUAUUCAUCACGUCGGUUUGGCCAUUCAGCAAGAUUUGACAGCGUGGAAGGAUGACGAAGAGAUUCCCAUCAGCAAGUACUGCAACGAGCUGCCAUUUGUAGAUAACGGGGUGAAAAUUUCUCCAGAUCCCAAAUCGUGGAAAUGUGAAAAAAGUGGAGACACGGAGAAUAUAUGGCUCAACCUAAGCGAUGGUUUCAUUGGUGGAGGACGCAAGAAUUGGGACGGCAGUGGUGGUAGUAACGGCGCCUUGGAUCACUAUGAAGAAACAGGGCAACAGUACCCCUUGGUGGUGAAACUGGGAACCAUCAGCACGGAAGGCUCUGUUGUGUCUGCCGACUGCUAUAGUUAUGCAAAAGACGAAGAUGGUCCAGUAAAGAUUCCAAACUUGGGGGAGUUGCUGCGGGCGAGAGGAAUCGAGGUGAUGGGUUUGCAGAAGACGGAAAAAUCGACGGCCGAGCUCGAGGUGGAGCUGAAUGCGGUAAGAAAGAAUUGAACAUGUGCGCAGGCUGGUCUGUGUUCUCCAGCCGAAAACCUACAGAUAUUGACGCUCAUUU